This is a messenger RNA of Erythranthe guttata (spotted monkey flower), 2168 nucleotides long. The record is from RefSeq and is a predicted model, not a curated record. NCBI's taxonomy places the organism in Eukaryota, Viridiplantae, Streptophyta, Magnoliopsida, Lamiales, Phrymaceae.
AAUUGAUCCCAACAAUUUGAAGAUGGGAUUUCAUCAGGUAUUUCAUUCCUUGCAGGAAGUUUUCCCAGAGAUCGAUGCUCGGAUUCUUAGAGCUGUUGCUGUUGAGCAUAGCAGAGAUGCCGAUGCAGCUGUUGAGGCAGUGCUCGUGGAGAUUAUCCCUUUCCUUUCAGAAAUAUCUCGACCAGGCACUCCUUUGUCUGUGAGCACCGCUUCUGUAGGCAAACCAUCUCAAGCUGAUGUACAUUCUGUUGCCACUGUUGAAACCGGGGUUAGCGUACCUGCUCAUAUUGUGGACUACACUGGUGAACCAAAUGGUUCAAAUCUGAACCGCCGUGGAAAGAAGCCUGCUUUGCAUGCUGAGCCCUUCUACGAUACAUAUCAUGAACCUUAUGAAGGAGAGCGUAGUGUACGUCAAGCUAGAGUGUAUCAAUUAAAUGGGAAGGGAGUACGAAAGAACGCUGAUGUUCUUGUUCGCCGCCGUUGCGAAGGUAUUGUCAUAAAUGAGGAUAGAGCACAAAAGAACGCUGAUGUUCACCGUCGUAGUGAAGCUGUUGCUUUUGAAACAAUCGGGUUGAACACUCGUCAAUCUGAAGUACGAGGAGACUCGAAAGAAGACGAAACUGUUUCGGCAGAUAAAUGUCCUACUCAUGAAUUGGGAACGGUGCAAGAUGAGGUUUUAGAAAUCAAUCAGCAAAUGAAUCCCAUUAAGGAAAAGGAGGAUUUCGACCACUUGGAGGUUAAUUUCGGCGGUCUUGCCAUUAAAGAAAGUGAUGUGGGGAAGUCUUGUCCAGAUGGCAACAAUUUAGAUGUUGAAAUUGAUUCACCGAUUGUUGAUGCUCUAACAACAGAUGCUCCAACAACAGGGGCUUUAGAAAGCAGUUCCGAGUUGGUAGUAGUGAGUGAGGUCGAUGGUAGUGAUGAAGGGAAAUUGGAAUUGGAAGUAAGUUUGCCGACGAAUACUGAUCCCAUCGUAGAAAGUUCAUGCAACAUUGUUGGAACCGAAGAUGAAUCUACCUUGAGUACCUCCAUGUCCCAGUCGAGCCAAGUCCAAGUUAUGGAUGCGCUCGAGGAAAUUAUUACAGAUGCGAGAAAUAAUAAGAAAACAAUGUUCGCGGCUAUGGAGUCUGUUAUCAGCUUGAUGAGGGAAGUGGAGCUCAAAGAGCAAGCGGUAGAGCAAGCCAAAGUGGAGGCUGCUGUGGGGGGUUCUGAUGUACUGUUCAAGGUGGAAGAACUUAAACAACUCGUGCAAAGUGCGAAGGAUGCAAAUGGCAUGCAUGCUGGGGAAGUGUACGGUGAGAAAGCGAUUCUAGCAACUGAGUUGAGGGAGCUUCAAUCUCGUGUGCUCUCUCUGUCAGAUGAGAGAGACAAAUCUCUUUCUGUUCUUGACGAGAUGCGUCGAACAUUGGAGGUGCGAUUAGCUGCAGCCGAGAAUGAAAUAAAGUCUGCCGAAGAGGAAACGAUAAAAAAAGAAAAGGCUGCAAUGGAAGCCUUUGCAGAACAGAAGUUGAUUAUGGAGAAAGUGGUGGAAGAGUCGAAGAUCCUUAAACAACAGGCAGAAGAUAAUGCCAUGUUGCAGGAAUUUCUUAUGGAUCGUGGACGUGUUGUAGAUAUGUUGCAAGGGGAAAUAGCAGUUAUAUGUCAUGACGUGAGGCUAUUGAAGGAAAAGUUCGAGGAACAUGUGCCUUAUAGCAAAUCACUUGCAUCGAGCCAGACAAGCUGCAUCUUAGCUUCGUCUACCUCUUCUUCCAAAAGUUCUAAUCCCGAGCAAGUGGAGCCAUUGCGUAAUGAUUCUUCAUUGGAGACUGAAAAGAAGACGAAAUCGAUUUCUCGUUUUUUCAAACACUACUCCUCGUCUGAAGAUGAAGCUGCUGCUACUGACGAUGACCUCAAGGCACUUGCAGAUAAUGAUGAUGAUGAUGAUGGAUGGGAGCUUUUCGAUAUUAAUCGUGAAAUUUACGAGUGACUGAAUUGUUCUAAGAAUUAACUUGAUUGUGCUGGAUUCCAGAUUUUGUUUCUUUUAGUUUUUUGUUUUUUUGAAUUAUUGCUUUUUUACUUUCAGAAUUUAUGGACCCGAAUAAUGGCUCUGGGAGAUUUGCUUAUUUAUGUUUAUACUUUUUGUCCAUAUGAGAAAUAAAACGUUUCCAGGUCUUUGGAGCGCUUCGUUUUUU